UCACUCAUUCGAACCGCGUAGUUGACACGUGCGCGCGACUGAUUUGGUAUGUAACUCUAACCAUAGUUUUUUUCGUCUGCUUUCAACACACUGUAUAAAUCUGUGUUUGUUGAUACGAGCAAUUUUUAACGAAAAAAUGAGAACAAUACUCGAGCUUGGAAUACUUGCCUUGGUUGUGCAAAUAGGAUGUGUUACCGCUAAAGGAACAAAUUUUGUAACAUAUAACUCAGUGAUUAAAUUAAUGAACAUAGACUACAAUGUAAGACUGCAUUCACAUGAUAUUAAGUAUGGAACUGGAAGUGGACAACAAUCGGUUACAGCAAUAGAGACUAAAGAAGAUGGAAACUCAUAUUGGCUUGUUAAAGCACCUACUGGAAAGUCCUAUACUAGAGGAAAACCUGUGCAAUGUGGAGAUAUAAUCCGUUUGGAGCAUACAGCUACAAAGAAGAAUCUUCAUUCUCAUCUCGUAAGUUCUCCGUUGAGUGGAAAACAAGAAGUGUCAGCCUAUGGAAUUAAUUCAGAUGGUGACACAGGAGAUCAUUGGAUGGUAGUAUGUCCUGGUGACUAUUGGGAAAGGGAAGAGCCAAUUAUGUUGAAACAUAUAGACACAGAAGCGUACUUAACUGUAACAGGUCGAAAAUAUGGUUCUCCAAUCGUUGGUCAACAUGAGGUUGUUGGUGAAUAUUCAUCCAACAGUUAUUCACAAUGGCAAGCAAUGGAAGGUCUUUUUAUUCAUCCUAAUGAUUUCAAGAAACAGCAUUAUGAGCAUACAGAAUUAUAAUACUGACAACAGCUCCAUUCUCUCAUAUAAUAGCAUAUUUUUCAUACUUGUGUGAGAUAUUUUUUUCAGUAUGUUAUUUGUGUGAUUGCUAUAUGUAAAUACGUAUGUGCUAUAGAAAAAACGAUUGAUUAUUUAUAAAAUAUCAGUUUUAUCAGAGCAAACAACGAUUUUGUGAUGAGAUAGAUGACAUUAAUAAAUAGUAGGAAAAUCUGAUUUUUAAUGUUUCAUAGUGCAAUCAGUGGUUAAAUGCAUUUCAUGAUUUGUAAUGAAUUUUCCAAGGAAAUAUACUUCUAUUUAAUAAUAGUUUGAUAUCAGUUCAUUACAAUACAAUAAAGAAAAUCAUGACAAAUGCAUAAAUUAAUUCUUUUUUUCAAUUCAACAUUAUAAAUAAUAAACA
Phymastichus coffea is the source of this 1178-nucleotide messenger RNA. RefSeq names its product stromal cell-derived factor 2-like protein 1. Lineage: Eukaryota; Metazoa; Arthropoda; Insecta; Hymenoptera; Eulophidae. The transcript is spliced from 4 exons. The record is from RefSeq and is a predicted model, not a curated record. The coding region runs from base 137 to 781 and encodes 214 amino acids.